CCGCACCGUCAUUCCGUCGCGAGACGUCGGCCCCGACGCACGUGCGCCAACAUGAUCGAUUACGCGCGUCCCUACGACCAAAACAUGUGCGACAUAUAUCUGCCCCCCAUGGCGCCCGCGCCCACGCGCCUCGACGACUUCCAGGUGUUCAAGAAAGGCAACGCCUCGCACAUCUACGGCACCUACUAUUCCAACGCCACAUACGACACGUACGAGGAGCCCGGCAUCGACAGCGCCGCCAACGUCUACCAGAACCUGCUCAGCUACCGCGAGUACCUCAGCGAUGACUGGAAGUACAAAAUGGUGGUGGACUGGAGUGAAGAGGACACCAUGUCCUGGAUCACGGACGCGGCGCAGUGUAUGGGCAUCAGUGAACUAGAUGUGCCGGUAUACAAUUUCAGAGUGUCCGGAUUAGAAUUGCGGAACAUGAAGAGAGAGGAUGUGUUGCACAGGAUGGCUCACCCGAACUUUGACCUGUCAUCUUCACGCAGGAUAGCGGACAGUGUGUAUGAGAAGUUGCAGGCGAGGCUACAUGAAGACAUGCAGAGACAGUCAUCGAUAUUCAGAUACGGUGAGAGCGAGGCUUACCAUCACGAGCCACAGACUGUGCUGGAUCUGGACACGAUCGACCACAAGAACAGACUAUACAUGUCGGAUUACAAGCCGAACGACAGCACACUGAUGCACCCCGGGUGCGACUCCAGUGAUGAUGCAGAGGACGUGUUCCGUUCAUCAGAGACAGCGUCGCCGGAGUGUUCAUACGGGAGUGACGGGAGCAAGAGUGGAGACGAGGAGGACAAGAGGAAGAUGUUCAAGCGGCCGCCCGGCAGACCAAAGGGCAGCGGCAGGAAGACGUUCAAGCGCCCCAGGAGCGUGUCCGUCCCGGAGUUCCUCAGGAAUUUGUUACUGGACCCCAAGUACUGCCCGUCGAUAAUCAAAUGGGAGGACCACUCGUUAGGAAAAUUCAGAUUCGUCAAACCCGAUGAAGUGGCGAAGUUGUGGGGGAAGAUGAAGCAGAACGACAACAUGACCUUCGAGAAGUUCAGCAGAGCCAUGCGGUACCACUACAGGCAGUCGGUGCUGGUCUCCGUGCCCACCGCGAGGCUGGUCUACCAGUUCGGCUCCAAGGGUCCCGACAUAAACACCGACAACCCCAACUUCGUCAAGGUCAAGACAGAGAUGGAUAUGUCUGACAUGUACUCUUAGUUCUUCCCUCAAAAGCAGCGGAAUUAAGGGUUGAUUAGCCUCUAGUGUUGCUUGAGCCUCGAUUAAGAACAAAUGAUUUGUUACCAGUUACGAUUUGGUGCUUUAUGUUAUAUUAGAAUAGAGUAUGGUCGGAGUACGACUGUUGUUAAUUUCUUUAUUUAGCCUUUAUAAAAUGUUUAUCUUGGGUGCAAUAAAUGCUUUUUUGUUGAUUUAGAUUUUAUAAUUUCGCACAAUAUUUUGCACAACGACAAUAAGUGCAAUAACUUACUUAAAAUACGUAAAACGGACAAAAUAUGGCAUUUACCGUCUGUAUUUGUUUUUAGUUAGUAUGUAAUUUAUAUUAUAAUAUUUUAUUCACAUUACAUUCUGGUUCCAGCUGGAUCCAAGGUUGAGAUUAUUGUUUCUUAGAUUAUUUAACAUGUCUCAUGUAUUAGUCUAUCAAAGUUCAAGCAACACUACGUUAUUGAUGCUAAAUGUUAAGAAGUUGUAGAUAAGUGAAAUUUUCAAGAGAUGUUCGGUAUUAUUGGUGGAAAUUGCGAAUGAAAUGAUAGUACGUAAUUAGGUAUUAUGAAUGAUAAUAGAGUGCAAGUCUGACCUGCGUUUCCGUACUAAAUUCAUAAAUCAAUUAUUAAAAACGUAUUAUAUUUUUAAACAUUUAGAAUUUUUAUAUAUGCAAAUAUAUAAAAAUUCAAAGUUACCUUUCAAUAGUAAGAUUCAUGAAGAAUCUUAUUUCAUGUCAUAAAGUUGAGGUCUAACAAAAUUUUCACCUGAGAAGCAUUGUAUAGAAAAUAGAGUCUGUAUUGUAAUGACUCGGACGGUCGAUUGUUAAACAGCUUAUUUGAAAGACUAUGAGUUCGACUAUAUUGAGUAAAUUGUGCAGAAACAAAAGGUCAGACCCACGUAUAGAUAAAUGUUAUAAAAUGUUACUGAAUGUUGCAUCAAGAGUAUGUAGCGGGGCGUUUUUGACAACUUCACUCUGUAAAUGGAUACAAAGAAGGUCUUUACCUAGAUCCUACAUAAAUAUUUAAAUUACUUCUAGUUAGUAAACAUUGAUUUAAGUAUUUAACACAGUUAUUCUAGAAUUGGAACUCCUGAAGGGAGUAAAAUCAAGUGUCAUAAAAGUAUUAGACUUUUUACCUGUGCAAAGGUACGGGAUUUUGAAACACAUUUUAAUUAGUGGAUAAUGUAAAAUUUUGUAUUGUCUCCUACUUUGUAUUUGAAAAACUGAACAACGAUGAUCGUUAACGAUUUAUCGUUUAGUAAAAUCGUAUUCGUGUCAAGUGUCAAAAACGCCCGCCAUUUUGGCGCUAGUUUAAAAGAUAGGCUCAAUGUACGAUUCGAGAUAGAUUCAGUGGUUGUUAUGUGUGUGUUAAUGUUGGUAAAGGUUCGUCGGUUUGUCCCGUCAAUUAUGAACUCGUAAAAGUGUCCAUAUUAUUUUUUUAAAUGAUUUUUAUUUCGAAGCCGUUCGAUGGUUGUAAAACGAAUUUUUGAUAUGAAUAUUUAAUGAUCCCCAAUGUUACCAAUGUUAGAGUGAGCGUACAUUCCCUUUUUUAUUUAUAAUUUAAGUUAUUUUUAUUGUAAUUAAGUCGAUGUAAGUAUUUGAAGUUGCCAUAUGUAUUAUUUACGUUAAUGUACUUAAUUCAUCACAAUUUUUAUAUAACAUUUCUCAGUGUUAGAUUUAAUUAGUUGUAGGUACAAUCCGCGUGAGGUGCGAUAUAGAAAUUUAAAAACAAAUGACAAUGAAAGAUCUGCUGGCCAAAGAUUAGUUCACGGAUGUGUUUCGUCUUUAAUUUAAAAAAGGUAUGUUUUCGUAUUGACAAAUAAAGGUCUUUCGGUAUGCGCGGUAUCUACCGCCGUUGUGGGCACUGUUUCGACAAAUCUGUACGAUUAAUCGGUGCGAUUUAGUCGACAAUACGACAUAAAUCAUACAAAAUCGAACCUACUAAUUCUCUGCAAAUUUAAAUUGCGUAAAGAAUUCUAGUGACACAAUAAAACAUGUCACAGAGAAUGUCUGUUUAGAUUUUGGAUACGUCGUAAUUUUUUAGACUGUUUAAUAUUGAAGUACUAUGUCACCAGUGUGUUAUUCGCGAAGUAUGCCGCUAUUUCGUGAAGCACAGCGGCAGCGGAUACCGCGUAGAUAAAGACCUAGUAGUUAAGUUUGUUCGACUCUCAGACGCAUGCUGUGAUGUAAGAUAGAUUGUGAAUCAGUUAUAAUUCUUCUGUAAAUAGUUCCUUUUGAAAAUUAUAUAAUUCUUCAGAAAUAAAUUUAUUGUUACGAAAAUGUGA
Manduca sexta (tobacco hornworm) is the source of this 3492-nucleotide messenger RNA. It is a transcript of the gene Ets, whose product is annotated as ETS homologous factor. The transcript is spliced from 2 exons. NCBI's taxonomy places the organism in Eukaryota, Metazoa, Arthropoda, Insecta, Lepidoptera, Sphingidae. Gene Ontology annotation, biological process: regulation of transcription by RNA polymerase II; cell differentiation. The record is from RefSeq and is a predicted model, not a curated record. The coding region runs from base 52 to 1206 and encodes 384 amino acids. Gene Ontology annotation, molecular function: sequence-specific DNA binding; DNA-binding transcription factor activity, RNA polymerase II-specific. Gene Ontology annotation, cellular component: nucleus.